AUGGGGGCUGUCUUGGGAACUUUAAUCUGGCUGCACGAAGAGGAGGAGGAGCUGCUGCAGCAGCAGCAGGAGCUGGAGCGGAGACACAGGGAACAGCAGCAGCGACAAUGCAAGCUGUCUGCACAGAGACGGGUGGGAGGUGACAGCCGGCGCUCUCAGGCCAAGGAAAGGACACGGCGGAGGCUGUACCCAGCCAACCGGGUGUACCGGCCCCGGGUCACAUUCCUGGAGCUGUCCGAAGAGGAGUGCCUGAGGCGGCUGCGCUUCUCAAAGCAGGCGGUCAGCGAUCUGUGCAGCCUCCUGCAGCAGGACCUGAUGCCGGCCGGGCCUGGAGGUCAUGCCCUGCCAGUAGCUGUGAAAGUGACCACUGCCCUGAACUUCUUCGCCUCUGGCUCCUUCCAGGGGGCUGCUGGUGACAUCUCCCACAUCAGCCAGUCGGCAGUACACAAAUGCAUCAAACAGGUCACCAAUGCUCUGUUUGCCAGGGCCAAUGACUACAUCUGCUUUCCAAUGGAUGAAAGCAGUCAGGAUGAUAGGGCGUCAGGAUUUUCUGCCCUUGCAGGCUUCCCCCGGGUACAGGGGAUCAUAGAUUGCACUCACAUUGCCAUCAAGGCCCCGGACAACCAGCCAGCUGCCUUCAACAGGAGGGGCUACUACUCUAUAAAUGUGCAGAUCGUUGCGGACCAUUGCCACCGAAUUAUGCAGGUCUGCGCCCGGUUUCCUGGCAGCUGCCGCGAUGCCUUCAUCCUACACCAGUCCACCAUCCCUCCUCUCUUCAGCAGGUGCCAGAAUGUAAAAGGCUGGCUGCUCGGUGACAGAGACUAUCCUCUCUACACGUGGUUGAUGACUCCACUCCCUAGCCCUAGCACGCCCGCUGAGCUGCGGUAUAACAAGAGUCAUGCAAGCACCAGGAGGGUCAUCAGACGCACCAUGGGACUCCUGAAGCAGCGCUUCCGCUGCCUGGACCGGUCUGGCGGUCCUCUGCAGUACAGCCCUCAGAGAGUCUCCCGCAUUGUGGUUGUCUGCUGCAUCCUGCACAAUUUUGCUGUGCAGAGGGGGCUGCAGCUAGAGGAGGAAGUCCCUGAAAACGUUUCCUCAUCCGAUGAGGAAGACCUGGAUGAUAGAGAGGAAGAAAUGGAUGAGGAAGAGACAAGCCAGCAGCUCACAGCCCACGACGUGAGGAAUCAGUUCAUCACCCAGUGCUUCAGUUGA
This is a messenger RNA of Hemiscyllium ocellatum (epaulette shark), 1212 nucleotides long. Its product is annotated as putative nuclease HARBI1. The coding region runs from base 1 to 1212 and encodes 403 amino acids. The transcript has a single exon. The record is from RefSeq and is a predicted model, not a curated record. NCBI's taxonomy places the organism in Eukaryota, Metazoa, Chordata, Chondrichthyes, Orectolobiformes, Hemiscylliidae.